GACGCCUCCCCCCCCCGCCCACAACUCCCCAGCCUCGCAGCAGCCCCGCCGCCGCCGCCGCCGCAGGCCGCCUCCAGGCCGGCCCUCCCGCCUCGCUGCGCUUCUGCCCGAAGCAUGUAGCCGCCUGGCCUCCUCUCCAGCUCCAGCCCCCCCAGGACAGGGCCGGUGUCGCGCCCCCCAUGUCAGGCUCUCUGAGCAGGAGGAGUGACCUGGCCAAUGACAACAGCCGCCUGAGCAUGAGCCUGGCCUUGGCACCGCCCGCCGGAGAGGGCCUGCCCCAUAAGGGGCACUGCGGCUACACUGCCUCCGAGCUGCACAGCGUCCUGGGCCUGCCGCCCCCCGCCGAGGAGCCUGCCAACACCAAGUGGGUGAAGGACGGGCAGAACCAGCUGCGGCAGGCAGCAGAACGUGGCCGCGACCAGAACCGCAAUGAACUGAGCCUCCCCACGAAGGAGUUGAGCACCCUGCUCAUCCCACUGCCUGACGAGGAAGAGAAAGAUGGAGAAGACGAGGAGGAGGAGGACGAGGAAGAGGAGGACGAGGAAGAGGAGGAUGAGGAGGACUCCACGCCCGUCCAGAGCGAGCCCGUCACGGAGUCUGAGCAGAGCUCAGAGCGGGCUCUGCCACGCGGGGAGCAGGCGCGCAGUGCCAGCCUCCUCUUUGGGAUGCGCAACAGUGCUGCCAGCGACGAGGACUCCAGCUGGGCCACUCUCAGCCAGGGAAGCCCCACGGGCAGUUCUCCGGACGAAACUGACUCCUUCUGGCUGUGCAAUUCACUGGAGACGGACUCUGAUCUCCCGGCAGGAUGGAUGCGGGUGCAGGACACCUCUGGCACCUACUACUGGCACAUUCCAACGGGGACCACCCAGUGGGAGCCUCCCGUAGGGAGUGGAAGCAGCGACUCUUCGGCAAAUACCCCCUCCAGGGAAACGCAGCUGACUUGGAUGGAUUUUGGACAGGCUGGGCACUCUGAGGACCCCCCCUUCUGGAAGGAUGUCCCAUCAGGAGAGGUGACCCCUGAGCCCCAGCUGGACAAGAGCCAGCCCCCAUUAUGCUUGGGGUCUCCCAGUGCCAGCUCUUUCCUGGGAGAGGAAGGUGACACAGCUGCCGCAUCCCUCGGCCUCAGCCAGGGGUCCAAGUGCUUCUCGGUGUGCUCUCUGGGCUGGGUGGAGAUGUCUGAGGAGGAGCUGGCGCUGGGCAGGAGCAGCUUGGCCGUCAACAGCUGCAUCCGGCAGCUCUCGGCUCAGAAUCGGGAUCUGACCGGCUCCUGGGCGAAGGGCAAAGCCAUGCUCCUGCUGCUAGAGAAGGAGGCCCUGCAGCUGCUGGACCCCGAGGGGGGCACCGUCCUGCACAGCCAGCCCAUCAGCCACAUCCGCGUCUGGGGGGUUGGGCGGGACAGUGGCAGGGAUUUUGCCUACGUGGCACGUGAUCAGCUGGCCCAGAUGCUGAAGUGCCACGUCUUCCAGUGUGACACGCCCGCCAAGAACAUCGCCACUGCGCUCCAUGAGAUCUGCUCCAAGAUCAUGAGCGAGCACAGGGGUGGCCAUGCCCCGCCCAAUGGGCUGUCGCUGGAUCACUCUAAGUUGGUGGAGGUCCCCUUCCAAGUUGAGUUUCCAGCCCCCAAAAGCGAGUUGGUGCAGAAGUUCCAGGUGUAUUACCUGGGCAGCGUCCCAGUGGCAAAGCCUGUCGGCAUGGACGUCAUCAACGUGGCCCUGGAGAGGGCUCUGGCAGUCGGCCGCAGAGAAGAGUGGACACCCAGCCAGGUCAACGUGGCUCCGGCCACCCUCACCCUCCUGCACCAGCAGACAGAGGCUGUGUUGUGUGAGUGCCGGGUGCGAUUCCUCUCCUUCAUGGGCAUCGGGAAAGACGUCCGGUCCUUUGCCUUCAUCAUGGCUGCUGCGCCUGGCAACUUCCUCUGCCACAUGGUGUGGUGCGAGCCCAAUGCCGCCGGCCUGAGCGAGGCGGUGCAGGCAGCCUGCAUGCUUCGGUACCAGAAGUGCUUGGAUGCUCGGCCCCAGUCCACCAGCUCCUGCCUCCCAGCGCCCCCUGCUGACUCUGUGGCCCGGCGCGUGGGCUCCACCGUCCGCAAGGGCGUCCAGACCUUGCUGGGGACCCUGAAACCCAAGCACCAGGGGGCUCAGACACCGUGAACAACCAGCGGUGGAGCUGGCGCCCCCCGUACUGAAUCCCUGGAUGAGGCCAGCACAGUUGGAUUGGCUGGGCAGCCCUCCCCCCCCCCCCGCGUGCUCUCUCCAUGUGGAAGGAUGUGUGUGCAAGGUGUAUAUUUAUGAGGUAUGAGUGUGUCUGCGCAAGUGAGAAAUGUUCAUGCUACCUGCUGUGAACGGCUGCCCCCCAGCCCCCGGCCCCCCCCACAACAUCGAGGGCGUCUGUGCCACCUCCUAGGACACCUCUGGGCAUCCUCUGCUGGGCCUGACCCCCACCCUUGCUGUGGGCACCUGAAUUAAGCUGAACAAAGUGGCAUUGGGGCGGGACGGGGGGGAGAACCUCUUCCGUCCUGGGCUGUAUGGCUAACACAGAACGGAGCCCUCACCAGGGGCGGGGGGGGGGGGGAGCUGCCCCUCUCUCUGCUGUAACGAGAGAUCUUGGUGUUGUACUAAAACCAUCAAUAAACUCGGUUCCCUUG
Messenger RNA from Eublepharis macularius, 2644 nucleotides. It is a transcript of the gene APBB1, whose product is annotated as amyloid beta precursor protein binding family B member 1. Gene Ontology annotation, cellular component: cytoplasm; nucleus. The coding region runs from base 180 to 2150 and encodes 656 amino acids. NCBI's taxonomy places the organism in Eukaryota, Metazoa, Chordata, Lepidosauria, Squamata, Eublepharidae. The record is from RefSeq and is a predicted model, not a curated record. Gene Ontology annotation, biological process: regulation of DNA-templated transcription. Gene Ontology annotation, molecular function: amyloid-beta binding; transcription factor binding. The transcript is spliced from 15 exons.